AUGUUGGGUCUUCGACAGCCCGUAACAUGGGAAAUGGUGGGUAAUGCUCUUAAUCUGGUCUAUGGAAAUGAUUCAAUGAUGUUUUAUAAUAAUAAUGCACAUAAUGUAGAUCAGAGUGGUGCUUCUUUUUUAAGUGGUUCACCACCGUUUUUGGCGUACCCUCAAUUUCAUCAAAAACAGUUUCUUACUUCAAAUCAUUAUAAUCUGGGUUAUCACAAUCAACCCAUGUCUAAUGUUAAUCACCUACAAGCACAUGCUUUGCACCGUCCCUGGAUGCAGCAAUCAACUCAACAACCACAUGCUGCAGUAACAAAUCAAUCAAGUCAGGGUAUGCAAACAUGUAUGAAACUUCAGCAAGUAAAUGCCACGUCUGAUAUUGAAGAUAACGGAAGGAAGUAUUCAGAUGAUGAUAUGAGCGAAGAUGGAAUGUCGGGGGAGCGUACUAUUAAGAGACAGAAAAAAUCCGCACAGAUGGCUUCAGGAAUAAAUGGGGUUACCUUUCCGGUGUCGACAGCUUCUAACCUACCUAGGCCGGAUAUAGAACGAUCGGCAUUAAAAGUUAAUACGAGUAUUCAAUACAGUCAAGACAGAGAUGAUAUUAUAUCUAGCAAUGCUGUUCGUUAUGCUGAGACAAGAUAUGCGUUUCCCCCAUUUAUAGUAGUACUAGAUGGGCAUCCUCAAGUUGAUAAAAUUAAAGAUGAAUUAUGUCUACAUUUUGCGGAUAAGCAUAACUUUAAACUGGAGUUUGAAGGUAUUAAAACUAAUUAUCGUCGAGAAAUGAUAUUUUUUGUUAAAAAUCGUGAAUCAUUCAUCUGCUUGUUCGAUGCAGAAAAAUGGCCGGUGACUCUUGGUGGCCUUAAUUUUAAGAAAACGUUACCUCGUCGGCUUCCUCCACAAUGUUCGCUAGUGUUACAUGAUGUCUCAUUAAGCAAAAAUAUUGACGAAUUGUUAAAUGAGAUGCAAUUGGCUUAUCCUGAUAUUGACAAUGCUUUUCGAAUUAAUAAUAAAGAGAAAAAGCCAACAAAGUUAGUACGCAUUGAUAUUAGGAGUGUUAAAACUCUUAAUGAUCUGGUACAAGCUCGAUGUAUGUAUAUAGAUUAUGUGAGAUACCGGGUUAGCGAGUAUAUAGCACCAGUAAAAGUAUUGCUAUGUUCUAAAUGCUUUGGGAUUGGACACUUCAAAAGAGAAUGUAAACAGGAUUUACCUGUGUGUAAAGUGUGUGGAUUAGCUUUUCAAGAUUUAGAAUUACAUCGGGGGAAUGGUGGAUGCUCGGGAGUUAGUAAAUGUGUCAGAUAUCAAGGUUCCCAUGCUUCAAAUGAUGGUAGAUGCCCUUCAAUUAUAACGUAUCGUGCAGCGUUAACCAAAACUAUGCUGCCAGUUUUUAAAUCGAAUAAGCAAAUGAAUCAGUUGAAUCAGUUUAAUCAAAAUGAUAACGAUUUUCCAAAAUUGGGAUCGAGUAGCAAUGCACUUAACGUAUGGAAUCAAACAGCACAUAAUGAUAACUUAAACAGUCUGGCACAAAAAGUAAAUAGCAUGGAAAUUUUGAUAGUUAAAAUUGCUGAUAUGCAACAACAAAUUAGUGAGCAACAAGUUCUUAUUCAGGAACAACAACAGAUGAUCCUCCAGCAGCAGAGUGAUCAACAAAAAUGUGUUACAUUUUGCAAUAGUGAAAUAAUGAAAAUAAAUAAAAAGCUGGCUAUCAACGAGAUUAAUGUAAAUUUCCACCAAAAUUAUAUAUUUAAUCUUAUGGAACCUAUGUUUCUACAAUUUGUGGAAUUAGCAAAGGCACUACAACAAAAGAAUAUAAUAAAAGAUAAUGGGGUUUGGGAUAAAAUUAAGCAAUUAAGUGAUCACCAUACGAAUUUGCAAGAUCAAUAUAUGAUAUGUAAUGAACAACGAUCCAAGCUACUAAAGACACUAUCGAAUGAUGAUCAAAUGCUUAUACAAUGA
Messenger RNA from Didymodactylos carnosus, 1950 nucleotides. NCBI's taxonomy places the organism in Eukaryota, Metazoa, Rotifera, Eurotatoria, Philodinida, Philodinidae. The record is from the annotation of a GenBank genome assembly.